CCGGGCCGGGCGAGGUGACCUUGGGCGGGCCGGCCGCGGUACAAGGUCCUUCGCUGCGCUCCCCAGACGAAGCCGAGUCCGAGCUGCUGUUAGCGCAGAGCGUCCGACGCCGAUAUCAUUUAAUCCCAGGAUAAUUGAUGUCUGUCCGUACGCGGCUGGGGCGGGACACGGCCUCAUUUCUCUUCUUCGUCUUGGCAAACAGGAUCUGGACUGGGACAUGGAGUCCCAGGACCUGUGCCUCGUGCAGCCCCUCGACGUCCCCGAGCAGCCUCCCGUGGGCGAGGCCGACCUGCCGACGGCAGAGAUUUCCUUGACGCUGGUGGCCGAGAUCCAGGCGGUGGACAGGAAGGUGGAUUCCCAAGCGGCAAAGCUGAUGAACCUGGAGGGCCGGAUGCGGAUGGCCGAAACCAAGCUGAUCGGCUGCGAGAAGACGGCGGUGGAGUUCGGCAACCAGCUGGAGAGCAAGUGGACGGCGCUGGGCACCCUGAUCCAGGAGUACGGGCAGCUGCAGAAGAGGCUGGAGAACAUGGAGAACCUGCUCAAGAACAGGAACUUCUGGAUCCUGCGGCUGCCGCCCGGCGCCAAAGGGGAGAUCCCCAAGGUCCCGGUGAUGUUCAACGACGCCUCAUUCAAUUUCUCAGAGCAGGAGUGGAAAAACUUGAACGAGUGGCAGAAGGAGCUGUACAGGCACAUCAUGAAAGGCAACUAUGAGGCUGUGAUCUCGCUGGAUGCUGCCAUCUCCAAGCCCGACCUUCUGUCCCGCAUUGAGCAAGGGGACGAUCCCAGUGACGGGGACCAGGGAGACUUUGAGGGAAGAGAAACCCCUAGAGAUCCCAAUAUGGGAUUUCCUGGUUCUACUCCCACCGAGAGCUCAUGGAAUAAAUACGAGGAGACGCCAGCUGCAAACCAGGGGAUCACUGAUGAGAAGGGGGUCCCGACAGACCCUGGCACAUUUCUUCACCAGCCGCUGACUUGCUGGGGUUUGCCCCUUGCAAUGGAAUCGAGGGCCCCUGAGACCCAUGAGUCAGAGCUGGGUAAAACGUUGCUUGCCUUACGAGACCAAAUAAAAGAGCAGGACUGCACACGGACGGAGGAGAGGGAAGCCGUGCAAAACAGCCACCAUUCGUUCUACCCCUGUAGGGAGAGACCCGAAGCAGAUGUGCAGCCGGGUGAUGAGGACAGUGCCGAAAACCCAGAGCUUUCCAGCAUGGUACCAGGGAAGUGGGAAGAGGGUUUCCCAAGCCCCACAGAGGAAGUGAAGCCACCCAACAAGAGUCGGAGCAGUGCAACAGCGCAGCAGAGGAGCCCGCUGGGUCCCGGGCUGCGCCGUUCAGCUCGCCGGGGGAAGGAUGCCGUGAAGAAAGAGCCCUCUGAAGAGGCCUACGCUGCAGAGGGGCCGUACAUCUGCUGCGAAUGCGGGGAAAGCUUCCUAGACAAGCAACUCUUUGCCACGCACCAGAAGGUCCAUGGGUUGGGCGGCACCUGCCCCUUGCUGGAGCCCGGGGAGAGCUUCCGGCAAAAGCCCAAAGCACCUUCCCCGCGAACCCAGGCGCCCGUCCGUGCCAAGCCACCCAAGCGCCCCGAGGCCGAGCGGGGCGGCAACGUCAAGUACAGCUUCGUCCGGCACCAGGCCAACCACAUGGUGGAGCGACCCUACACGUGCACGCAGUGCAAGGAGAGCUUCAGCCUGGAGGUGAGCCUCAUCCUCCACCAGAAGCUGCAUACGGGGAAGGGGGACGGGCCACUGACCUGCACCUACUGCGGCAAGGACUUCCGGGACCUGUCCAAAGCCAUCCGGCACCAGCGCAUCCACACGGGCGAGAGGCCCUACCAGUGUACGCAGUGCGGGAAGAGCUUCAUCCGGAGGGAUCACCUGCUGAAGCACUGGCGUGUGCACACCGGGGAGACGCCCUACCAGUGCGCCGUGUGCGGGAAGCACUUCCGCUACAAGGAGUCCCUGAACUGCCACCAGAAGAUCCACACGCGGACCUCAAACGCCCCGACCCCGGAGGACGCGCAACACGCCGAGACGGGGACGCAGACCGGCCACUUCUUCGUGAAGAAGGAAAGCAAGCCGUAGCGCCGGGCACGGCGGGGAUGCACGGGCUGUUGCGUUUUGGGCUGAGGGAAGCCAGCCAAGGGCAGUGUCAUGGAGAGGGACCCCCAGUCCACUGCUUCCCCGCGUCAUCGUGCUCCCGAGCCGGCUUUGUUGAAGUUUAAACGGCGUUCCUCUUUAUAACUGUCCGUAGCCAGGCUGAGCCGCCGCCCUCCACCUAGGGUCAUGUGGGACUUGCAUAGUUUUUAGCUAUUCCCCUGCACGGGUUUGGAUCCCCGCCCCCCGAGAGAAUCGCGGUGCAUGGUUCUCCAGAGUGGCGGCAAGGGGGUUUGAGCAGCUGUUCCCACCUACCAGGCACAUUCAGGCAUGAUCGGAGUUUUCCAGGCCCCCGUUUCCCACUCCAGAGCUGGAAGCACGGAGUUGGGGGUGCCGUUCCCCAGCCGCGGGCUCUGUUAAGACACCCUGAACAGUGCUGCUGUGCCGCGGGGGCAGGGCUGGGAUUAGGGAGAGGAGAAGGAGCAAGAAUUGAGCUGGGGAGGCAACAAUGAUGAAGAAUACAGAGCAAGGAAGGAGGAAAGGGGCUGUGGGGAGAGAAGAAGGGGGGGGAAGAAGGAGAGAGAAGGGUGUAGGUGUGUGGGGCAUUCACUCGAGCAAGAGGAUUUCUCCACGGAGAGGACUGCGUCCUCAUUGAAGGGCAUAACUUGACCCAAGCAGGCUGCAUCCGGGUCUGGCCCGAAGGACAGGCGCCAGCCCUCCGUUCACACGAGCUCCUACCGACGGUGACUUUUACUGGGUCUGGUCACAAACUCAGGUAGGUCAGAGGAGUGAAAAGCGACUUCUGCUAACCCCUGUAAAGAGAUGUUUGCUUGUUUUUAGGUAAUCACGUAGACAAACUAGUAUUCUAUUAUUAUAAUUAUUAUUAUUAUUCGGCAACGAAACACGUGGCGCUAUAUCUCACGGUUGAACUAAAACCCUUAGACGUCGGAGGUAACGGACCUCCUUUUCAGACAUCUUUGUACAUAUCGGUCGAACGCUGCAGGAGCUAAGUGUCGUCGUUAACGAGGUGACUGUAACUAGGUGUCUCUUCCUCUGUGUCAUGUCAGCUGCUGGUGUGUAGUCAUGCCUUUGUAACACCUUUUUUUGUAGAGUCCGUCAAUACAGUGUUCCUGUUCUGAAGGCCGUGUGGGGUGAGUCGUGGUACGUCUCUGUCUGCCUCCGCACCGAUCCGAGCCCCUCCUCUUCUGUGCGUCUUUAUCCCCCUUCCUCUGCCCCGGCUGCAAAUUCUGU
Alligator sinensis (Chinese alligator) is the source of this 3343-nucleotide messenger RNA. RefSeq names its product zinc finger protein 398-like. The transcript has 6 exons. Lineage: Eukaryota; Metazoa; Chordata; Crocodylia; Alligatoridae. Gene Ontology annotation, biological process: negative regulation of transcription by RNA polymerase II. Bases 218 to 2080 code for a protein of 620 amino acids. Gene Ontology annotation, molecular function: DNA-binding transcription repressor activity, RNA polymerase II-specific. The record is from RefSeq and is a predicted model, not a curated record.